Molecule: messenger RNA, 1549 nt
Organism: Carlito syrichta (Philippine tarsier)
Lineage: Eukaryota; Metazoa; Chordata; Mammalia; Primates; Tarsiidae
Gene: SPAST
Product: spastin
Exons: 16
Coding region: 119-1357 (412 amino acids)
Cellular component (GO): microtubule cytoskeleton
Molecular function (GO): ATP binding; ATP hydrolysis activity
Source: RefSeq, a predicted model, not a curated record
AAAGGAUCAAGCUGUGGAAUGGUAUAAGAAAGGUAUUGAAGAACUAGAAAAAGGAAUUGCUGUCAUAGUUACAGGACAAGGUGAACAGUGUGAGAGAGCUAGACGCCUUCAAGCUAAAAUGAUGACUAAUUUGGUUAUGGCCAAGGACCGUUUACAACUUCUAGAGAAGAUGCAACCAGUUUUGCCAUUUUCCAAGUCACAAAUGGAUGUUUAUAAUGACAGUACUAACUUGACGUGCCGCAACGGACAUCUCCAGUCAGUUAUGAAAACUGGAUCCACGGGACUUUCAGGCCACCACAGAGCACCUAGUUGCAGUGGUUUAUCCAUGGUGUCUGGAGUGAGACAGGGACCUGGUCCUACAGCUGCCAUUCAUAAGGGCACUCCAAAAACAAAUAGAACAAAUAAACCUUCUACCCCUACAACUGCUGCUCGUAAGAAGAAAGACUUGAAGAAUUUCAGGAAUGUGGACAGCAACCUUGCUAACCUCAUAAUGAAUGAAAUUGUGGACAAUGGAACAGCAGUGAAAUUUGAUGAUAUAGCUGGUCAAGAAUUGGCAAAACAAGCUUUACAGGAAAUUGUUAUUCUUCCUUCUCUGAGACCUGAGUUGUUCACAGGGCUUAGAGCUCCUGCCAGAGGAUUGUUACUCUUUGGUCCACCUGGGAAUGGGAAGACAAUGCUGGCUAAAGCGGUAGCUGCAGAAUCUAAUGCAACCUUCUUUAAUAUAAGUGCUGCAAGUUUAACUUCAAAAUAUGUGGGAGAAGGAGAGAAAUUAGUGAGAGCUCUUUUUGCUGUGGCUCGAGAACUGCAACCUUCUAUAAUUUUUAUAGAUGAAGUUGAUAGCCUUUUGUGUGAAAGAAGAGAAGGGGAGCAUGAUGCUAGUAGACGCCUCAAAACUGAGUUUCUCAUAGAAUUUGAUGGUGUACAGUCUGCUGGAGAUGACAGAGUACUUGUGAUGGGUGCAACUAACAGGCCACAAGAGCUUGACGAGGCUGUUCUCAGGCGUUUUAUCAAACGGGUAUAUGUGUCCUUACCAAAUGAGGAGACAAGACUACUUUUACUGAAAAAUCUGUUAUGUAAACAAGGAAGCCCAUUGACCCAAAAAGAACUAGCACAACUUGCUAGAAUGACUGAUGGAUACUCAGGAAGUGAUCUAACGGCUUUGGCAAAAGAUGCGGCACUGGGUCCUAUUCGAGAAUUGAAACCAGAACAGGUGAAGAAUAUGUCUGCCAGUGAGAUGAGAAAUAUUCGAUUAUCUGACUUCACUGAAUCCUUGAAAAAGAUAAAACGCAGCGUGAGCCCUCAAACCUUAGAAGCAUACAUACGUUGGAACAAGGACUUUGGAGAUACCACUGUUUAAGAAAAUACUUUUGCAAGCCUGCGGAACAAUUUACUUAACGAGAGAAACACACGAUCUUCAGUGAACAGUUGUCAGCUACAGAAACUCAGCCUAAGUUUACAGAACUUUUCAAGAGUCUUACAUAUUUGCGCACCAAACUUGAAGAUGAACCAGAAAAUAAAUUUAAAUAAAAUAUAUAAUGCAAAUGGAACA